Molecule: messenger RNA, 792 nt
Organism: Cuscuta epithymum
Lineage: Eukaryota; Viridiplantae; Streptophyta; Magnoliopsida; Solanales; Convolvulaceae
Source: the annotation of a GenBank genome assembly
CAAAAUUUCAAACUCCCUCCACUUUGGUUUAAAAAACCCAAUGAAUGAUUUGUAUCUCAACACCGUACCCUUACACCCUUACUCUAUCUUUUCACUAUGCGCACCGCGGCUCCCCCCUCUCUAACCCUAGCAAGUACUCUGUUGCAAUACCAUUUCAGCACCGCCGGUCGAGUAGCAGGCAGGAGUCCAUCAUCCACCAAAUGCAUUCAAUCGGCCUCAAAUCACUCAAUUAUCCUUCACCGUCUUUCUCAAUCGCAUCAAAGCCUAAGUGUAGCAGGCUGCUAUACGGAAGAACACAUCUUACAAUAAAGAAGUUAUGUGUAAAUUUAGAAGUGACAUACACAAGAAGUCUUAGCAGUGGCCAUGGCUCUUCUGAAAGUCUUCAAAGCUCAAGAUUUAUUGUGUUCCAGAAAUGAAUUCAAUUUGGCUGGAACUCUCGCAAUAGGGGCAUAUUAAACUUUGGCACUCAUUAUUGUCCUGAUUUUUGUGCUCUUUGUUGAAUUCCAGAUUUCACUUACAUGAGGCUAUUAAGAGUUAACCAAUGCCUUCUAUGUAGCUGAAAGUGUUAUAUCUAACAAAACAAAAGCUGCAAUGUCCAAGCUUCUUCUUGCAAUCCGAUACUUGCAUUCAAGCCUCGUUGAUAACUAAGAGAUUACACUUGCACGAACAAUUCUUAUCCCAUCAGACAUAUAGUUUUAGCUUUCAAAUAUUUUGUACACAUUUUCAACAAUACUGAUGUGGUGUAUGAUUUUUUUUGGAAUAUUCUUAUGAUACACUACAUUUUAAUGUGGG